Molecule: messenger RNA, 1878 nt
Organism: Centruroides sculpturatus (bark scorpion)
Lineage: Eukaryota; Metazoa; Arthropoda; Arachnida; Scorpiones; Buthidae
Product: heparanase-like
Exons: 10
Coding region: 232-1695 (487 amino acids)
Cellular component (GO): extracellular matrix; membrane
Molecular function (GO): hydrolase activity, acting on glycosyl bonds
Source: RefSeq, a predicted model, not a curated record
AUUAAUAAUAAAAGAAAAGGAAAAAAGUUCAUUUUCGGUUUCUAACCUAACAUUCAAUAUGAUUUAUUAUUUAUAAUGAUGCUAUAGAAAUAAUUAAUAAUAAUUAAAUAUGUAUAAAUGUUUAAUUUUACACGUUAAAUCACGAAACGUCACGUUACGUCACUUAUCCUAAAUUCAAACCAGAUAUCAUGUGAUACCAUUAGUGUAACUAAAAUAUUGAACGUAGCAGCGAUGGUUUCUUUAAUUUUAUUCGUUUAUGUGUUGUUUGUCUGUCCCAAUGGAUUAUACUUUUUAGAAUUUAGAAAUGACACGUUUUAUUUCAAAAUGGAUUUAAAUAAACCAAUUCGUAAAGUUUCAAAAGAAUUUCUUAGUGUUGCUUUGGAUACAAGUAUUUUAACAAGAGAGAAAAUGUGGGAAAGAUUCAAUACCAGCUCUCCGUAUCUCUUGUCAAUGGCAGAAGCUCUUUCGCCAGCAUUUUUCCGCUUUGGAGGCAACUAUGCUGACUAUUUAAUAUUUGAAAAACCAAGCAAUACUUGUACACAUUUGAAAAAUGUCAACAAAACUGCACGUAAUGAGAUUAUUAUGACAGGAGAAGAGUGGUUAAAAUUAAAUAAAUUUGCAACUCAAGUUAAAUGGCAACUUCUGUUUGAUUUGAAUGCCCUUCUUAGAAAAGAUGGAGCUUGGAAUCCUGAUAAUGCUGAAAUCCUUAUGAAAUUCAACAAUAAAUUUGGAUUUUUUGUUGAUUGGGAAUUAGGAAAUGAAUUAAAUAGUCAUCAUCAAUUGAAAGGAGAACAGCUCGGAAAAGAUUUUCUUAAGUUAAGAAGAAUUUUGAAUUAUUUUAAUACUACUAAAUUUAGUCUGAUAGUUGGACCUGAUAUUACAUCACACAAGUUCCAGAAUUUCUUGAAAGGGUUUUUACAAGAAGCAAGAACAGUCUUAAAUGCAGUAACAUUUCAUCAUUAUUAUGUAAAUGGAAGGACAGCCGUCAUGGAGGAUUUUUUAAAUGUUGAUAUCUUAGACAGUUUAGUAAUAUUAAUUAAAAAAAUACAUAAAAUCGUAAAUGUAGAAGCACCAAAGUUAAGUAUUUGGUUAGGUGAAACUAGUUCAGCAUAUGGUGGAGGUGCACCACAUUUAUCCAACAGUUAUAUAGCUGGAUUUUUGUGGCUGGAUAAAUUAGGAAUAUCAGCUGUUCAUGGUAUUGAUGUAGUUAUUAGACAGAGUUUAAUGCAAGGACAUUAUGCAUUAUUGACAAAAAAUUUAAAACCUCAACCAGAUUAUUGGCUGAGUGUUUUAUAUAAAUGGUUGGUUGGAGAUAAAGUUAUUAAAAUCCAUACUUUACCAUCAGAUAGAAAGUUAAGAGUUUAUGCUCAUUGUACCCAAACAGAAAGACUGUAUAACAUUUCUGAUUCAGUAACAGUUUUUAUUAUAAAUCUACAUAAUUCUACAGUAAAAGUGUAUCCAACUGAAUUAAAUACAUCUCCAAUUCAUCAAUAUCUUUUGACUCCAAAUGCAAUGAAUUUACUUUCUAGAGAAGUUAAGUUGAAUGGACAAGAAUUAAAAUUAAAUGGUACUAAUCUUCCCAAAUUUAUACCAAAAGUAAUAUUUCCACCAAUUGUUAUUCCUUCAUAUUCAUUUGGAUUUUAUGUAUUUCCAAAAAUAUCUGCAGCAGCUUGUAUAAAUAAAAGUGGAAGUUAGUAACUCUUUCAAAAUUAUAAUUGUAAUGGAAAAUAUAUAAAUUAUGGUAAAGAAUAAUUUAAUUUUUUAAAAUUAAAACAAUUACAUUUUGUAUCAAAUAUUUGUACUGUUUAAAAAUUACUUGAAGUAAUAAGUUAACAUAGGAAAAACUGUUCAGUUUUGCAGAACCACAUUGUAAUUAUU